Messenger RNA from Cajanus cajan (pigeon pea), 1530 nucleotides. Its product is annotated as thaumatin-like protein 1b. Lineage: Eukaryota; Viridiplantae; Streptophyta; Magnoliopsida; Fabales; Fabaceae. The record is from RefSeq and is a predicted model, not a curated record.
UUCCUUUAUAAAUAGCCAUCGUUCCCAGCUCCGUUCCUUUAUAUUUUCAGACUAUCUAGCUAUCUCACCGUUGAUUCUAGUCGAUUCGAUUCUCAUAACAUGGAUCAGUUGACACUACCAUUUCCAUUCUCACUAACACUGCAUCUAUUACUAUUAGCAUCAGGUGUAGCAUCAACAACAACGUUCACCGUCAUUAACAAAUGCGACUACACGGUGUGGCCAGGCAUUCUCUCAAACGCCGGAGUUCCGCCGCUUCCGGUCACCGGUUUCGCUCUCCAAACCGGCGAGUCCAAAACCAUAACCGCUCCCACCUCUUGGGGCGGCCGCUUCUGGGGCCGCACUCUCUGCAGCCAAGACUCGGCCGGAAAAUUCUCCUGCCUGACGGGCGACUGCGGCUCGGGGAAGAUGGAAUGCGCGGGCAAUGGCGCGGCGCCGCCGGCAACGCUGGGCGAGUUCAGCCUGGACGGCGAGGGAGGCCUGGAUUUCUUCGACGUGAGCCUGGUGGACGGGUACAACGUGGCGAUGUUGGUGGCGCCUGAGGGGGGCUCCGGCGAGAGGUGCACGAGCACGGGGUGCGUGGGGGACUUGAACAGCGCGUGUCCUUCGGAGCUUAGGGUUGAGAGCGUGGAGGGGAAAGGGAGCGUGGCGUGUAAGAGCGCGUGCGAGGCGUUCGGGACAGCGCAGUAUUGCUGCAGAGGCGCGUAUGCGUCGCCCAACACUUGCAAGCCUUCGGCGUACUCGCAGAUUUUCAAGAGCGCUUGCCCACGCGCCUACAGCUACGCGUACGAUGACAGGACCAGCACGUUCACGUGCGCUUCCUCUGCGGAUUACACCAUCACUUUUUGUCCUUCCGCUAACGCUAACCCCAGUCAGAAAUCAUGGCAGGGGCAAAACCCGAAAUCAGAUAGCAGUGGUUCUGCGUCGCCAGAGCUUAACAACAGCACAAUGGUAUAUGUAGGUGCCAUGGAUCAAAGUGAAAUAUCCUGGUCGGCAGGUACACAUGUAUGGGAAUCUCAAGCCAUUGCUGCCUUUGUCAGUAUCACCAUGGCUUUUUGGCUCUUGUGCCACCUCUACUAAUUAACUUCACCAGUUUUCUCCAAACUAGGCCCAUGUCACUAUGCUGGGCCUCGUGAGUUGAGAAGGGCCCACAAGUUUCAACCACAACCAUAUGCGUGUCACUUUACAAGUGUUUAGUUUUUGUCCUGGACCCCUAGCUCAAAAAGCAGAAUCCGAUGUUGCAAUUAGCAAUGGUUAAGAGUGAAGAACCCCCCAAAAUUAAACUACAUACUAUAUGGAGGAAAGGUAGUGGGGCAAUUGAUAGGUUUCUUGUAGCUUUCUUUUUGGAUGAAUAGGUAGACUGUAGAAUUCUUUGUGUUAUGGGUGAUGAGAUUCGUUUAUUGGUUCGGAAGACUUGGACUACAUGAUCACAAAAGCAAAUGGAUUCGUAGUAGAGUACUCCUGUUAUUUAUGCAUAUUAGGAAAACUAAUUUUAUUUAUGUAUAUUAAAAAAAAAUAGUUAUUCUUAUUAAA